This is a messenger RNA of Neurospora tetraspora, 6755 nucleotides long. RefSeq lists its product as uncharacterized. The transcript is spliced from 3 exons. Bases 250 to 6657 code for a protein of 2135 amino acids. The record is from RefSeq and is a predicted model, not a curated record. Lineage: Eukaryota; Fungi; Ascomycota; Sordariomycetes; Sordariales; Sordariaceae.
CCAUCUUGAACUGGCGUUUGGCAACUCUGUACAUCGCUUGAACCCCCCAAAGCAUGUCAUUGCCGCUAUUCACAACUUCAUCUUCACAGUAACGCAAGGCCCGUCGAUAUGAUACAUUCUUUUUGACUAAUUCUUUUCUAUCAAGCGUGUUCUUCUUUUUUGUUGUGAUACCCCCAUUGACUGGGGUUCCCUUCUUUCCGCCCGUUGAUAUUCGAUUCUGCCAACUGACCAUAUCCACUCUUGUUCACCAUGGCCGUCAAAGGCGCCACCGAGGCCCUCGUUGCGGCUUUCACUUUUGGUCUUGUAUUAUACGCCGCGACGGCGGCUCUCGCUCUCUACGCAAAAGGUCAUGGCACUGCGAUACUUCGGGACGGCCAGAGGCUGGUCCUCGUCGGUUUUCUGUCGACCGCUGCCCUGUGGGCACUUAGCGAUUUUAUUUCUAUUCUACUCAAAGUCGACAACUCGUCGACACAUUGCCAGAUCGGCAUAAUAUUCGCUACCAUCUUCGACCAACUUGCCCGAUUUUCCAUCGAACAAUACCUUCACUGGGCGCAGAACACAGGGGAGAAGGUAUCCGCCGUGCAGAUCAUCGCCCAACUCCUAAUACUCGGUCGACUCGUUGCUGGAGGCGUGUUUGUUGGAUUCACUCGACCCCAAACCGAUUCUUUCUGCGUCGCUGCCUCUUCCGAACUUCCCAUUUCGAUUGCCGUCAUUUCCAUGGACGCCGCCAUUUUCUUUUGUCUCAUCUCACGCGCCUUGGCCCAGAACACUCAGCUCAACACCGAAUCUCAGGACGCUAGGCGGAAGGCGCUGUUUUGGGUUAUGUUUGGUCUGGCUGUUUGGAUCGCGACCAGCGUAACCUUACACCUUGGUUUCCGUUAUGUUGCCCUUGUGGUCAGAACCGCUCUGCCUGCCAUCGGCCUGACCAUCCUAAUCAUCAUCCUUACUGUCUGCUCUGGCACCCUCGGCUCCGCCAGCAUGUUGCGAUCCAAAUCUCCCGAAGCGCUCUCUCCUCGUCGUGUCGAAAUCAGUCGCGAUAUCUCCUCAUCCGAUCCCUACUUUCCCGGCGGUAAUUACCAAGAUGUCAAGGACGCAGCCAUCAGGUCCGAGACAGCAUUCAUCAACCCUAGAGAGGCACCAGCGACAAACAACCAACCUACUUAUGGACUCCCGACGAUCUCGCUGCCCAUCACUGGAGUGGCUGGCAUGGGCGGAGUUCCUAUUGAAGGACAGCUGUUUCCGCCUAUCCGAGCAAAUACCGCCCCUACGGUUCGAAGGAACAGGUCCGUUAAGGCUGCUGUUGGUCUCCAUAAGGGCAGCCUCCAUAAGAAGGGGGCUUCGGCCGGUGCAAGGUUGCAGAUCAGCAAUCCCAUUCUCCAGGACACCGGCAAAAGUCCGCUCGAUAAGAUUCCUACUGUGGACCUGCAGGAUGCCAUGAGGGCAGAGAGGGAGCGAAGGGAGAAGUUGCUCAGGCAAACGAGCCAGGCCAAGAGGGAGAUGAAUAUGCAGCCGUCAGCAAUGGAUCCCAGAGAGGGCGUGAACAGAGCUGUGAGCUUGAAGAGAAAGGAGGUUGGAUCACCAGUUUCGUCCGGCUCUUCUCUUCGUCCGGAAAACAUGGGGAUGAGUUCUUCAACACAACUGUCGCCAGGAACGAGUGGAAUCAGGCAAAGAUCACCGCGCCAGUCGCCAAAACCAUCAGAGGCCUCGAGACAGUCCACUUUCCCGUCUCGAUCCGUGUCCCCUCCCGAGGACUUCGAACAACCGCUGCCGAAUCUCGAUAUCCGUCCUUCGAGACAGUUACCUCCCUCCCCUCCCGCGCCACCACAGGAGAGGCCCUUGACUGUACUUCAAAGGCGACCCACUACUGGCUUGCCAUCAAACCCCAAAUCCAGAGCAUUGAACCUAGAACAGGAUGCACCCGGCGCAGAACGUCAGCAGACUGUUCUUUUCCUUAAUAAUGUCAUCUAUGACGACCCCGCCCUUGUACAUGACAUUCUGCAGGGUUCCGAUGACAGGACCAUCAACAAGCCUCAAUCUCCUGGGACCCCUGAAUCGGUUGUACACCGACCUCGGCCCAUUCCGAGAAAGGUGGCCGAUCCUAAUCCUUUUGCCGGGCAUAGGAGGAGUAAAUCUAGCGGCUCGUUAGUGAAGAAGUCCGUGUAUAUGUCCGAAGACAUGCCGCCGCCCCCCGCUCCUCCGAAGAGUGCAGGUGCAGGAACUCGCCCGCAACCGAACCGGACCAGGAGCAUGACGGUCACCGAGAAAAUCGCACGCAUGUACCCUGGUGAGAUGCCAAAUAAAAUGCCACCAGUUCCCGAGGUUCCUGCUGUUGCCAGUUCCUACCUUCAAUCUCCCUCUUCAGUGGACUCCGAGGAGGUGCGCCAGCCGAGCCAACCAACAAAAACCACAGCCAAGACCGAGAACAUUUCUACCAUCGUUGAGGAGUCGAGAAACGGUACCGAAAGCAAGUACGAGACAGAUAUGGCGGCAAAGCGGGCAUCAUCCCCAGUUAUUCCUGUCAAUCCACCACGAGAGUCGAUGUAUAGUGAGGGUUCGCAAUCGCCUGAUGAGGCCGAUACAACCUGGAGCUCCGUCCGCUAUACACAAGUCACUGUUGGCCUUGCUGUGGCCCAACCUAUGCCUCGGCCAGUGGUAAAGACUGUUCGUCAGGAGAGCGAAACCAAGCUUCAACCUGAGGUUCCUCCAGCCAGUCAAGAACCUGCAAAGGAAGUGAAGCGCCCAGAAGUCAACACUGCGGUCGUAAACAAGCCAGCACCCAAGCAAACCUCUCCAGUGCAAGCUCGCCGGGUCGGUGACAAGUGCCCCGUUUUCUCUGAUAGGAAGUCAAGAAUCAGGAUGCCACCUCCUUCCCCUCUGCCGUUGAACGGGCCUCGCAAGAACACGGUCAUGGUUCAGGCCGAGCCUUCACCCCUUGAGUCUCCAGAACAUGCACUCCGCCAGAUUCAGGAACAGCUUAAGAAGUUUGAAGAGCCCGUGACCGGGGCUUACUCGAAGGACCACACUGAACGCCUCGCGCUACUUGAGGAUUUGGAGAAGGAGAUGGGUAUUCACGAGAAUCACUGGCAGGAAAUGAAGCAUGAUAUGGGCCGUGAUUCGUUGUGCAGCAUGCAGACCAACUCUCCGGCUAACAGAAACUCACGAUACGAUUCUACUGUUGGCAGCAUUGUCAUUGGACACGGUCCGGCUGUUGGAGCCAUGGCCGCUGAACGCAGGGCUUCUCGCCAGACGAUGUUGCGCAAUAGUGGCAGCUACAAUCCCAACAGACUCUCGAGAGAUGCUGUCAAGUCACACAUGAGCAUCUGGCAGAAGCGUCUGACGGAGGCGCAUAUCGACUAUAUGGAGACAGCAGCUGAGAGACUCCGUCAACCCAGCGGCAACUUCUUGCCUAUUCCGCUGCCUAAUGUCCAGCUUGGUAGCCCUACUCCUCCUGACUCUGAUGUCUCUGGUGAUGAUGAUUCGGUUCUAUCCGCUCAGCUGGAUGCUGUGUCGAAUUGGCUGUCCAAGAAGGCAGUCAAGACCGUGUCCCUGUGGGCUCCGGCGCCGCAGGAGACUACUGUCGCGGCAAACCUUUUGUGGACGCCCGUGCCUAAGGCUUCACCUACUUCCACGAUCGCGACAUCGGAGGUUCAAACCUUUGUCCGGCCUGCGGCUCGCAAGGACCUGUCUCCCCUUAGAAUCACCAGCAUGCAGUUGUGGUCCAAGCCUACAGUGAAUGUGAAGAAGGCCCCUUCACUCUGGACGCCUCCUGUCCCGGUGCAGAUUUUGGAGACAAAUGCACUGUGGGCGCAUAUUCCCAAGGUUGCAAGUGAAUGCCCGACGCCUCUCCCGGAGGCCGAUGCAUUUGUCCGUCCUGCGACGCGGAAGGUUCUGGCCCCUCUUGAGAUCACGAGCACUCGCCUGUGGAAGAAGGCUGAACAUGAAAAGAAGCCUUCACUCUGGACCCCGCCACCCAAGGUUUCUGCCGUCACGACAAACCGUUUGUGGUCGCCUCCUCCCAAGGUUCUCGAGGCCCCUUCACUGGUACUUGAUCUCCCUGAUAUUUUUACCCGUCCUGCGGCUAGAAAAGAUCUUGCUCACCUCCAAAUCUCCUCCAAAUAUCUCUGGCGUAAACCAUACACCAGCACCAAGGAGACCACCGGACUUUGGCGACCUUCCUGGGCUUCUGUCGCCCCUCCCGCUGACUUCAAGCGUCUCUCUUUGCAAGAAACUCCCCAACCGCAACCUCAAAAGGCUCCGCGACCCGUAACCCAACGCCCUCCUCGUCGCAACAAGCGUGUCAGCGCUCUUCCCGACAUCCUCGAAAACCCCGAGCCUCUUCCCGACAAGCGCGGCACCCUUGGUCUCUUCCAAUUCCCCUGGGGCGAGAAGUCCGACACCGCUACCAUGCCUCAACCGCGUCCAUUCGGUCGCUCCAUGCCCGGCACCAUGAGCUCCGGAGUCCCUUCUCUUAGGGCGUCGUCCACUCCCGACUACUCCGGAACCUCCUUCUUCGACGAUUACGACGAUGAAGAUCCCGAGUCCGACUAUGAGCGCGAGGAAAGCGAUGAUGAAGACGACUUCGACGAGACGACUCUCUGGGAAAUUGCCAGCCUCCUGAACUCGACUGCUGUCCCCUCGAGGAACAGCCUCUUCCUUUCCGCCACUCCUGCCUACAGCGUCGAUGAGUACUACGACGGCGGCAGCGGCAGCAGCCACCAGGAGCAAUCCGCCUCUGCGUCCGCCACCGACAUUGACGAAGAUGAUGAUGCUUCCAGUGAGCAUUCAAUCCUGAUCGGCCUUGCCGAGGAUCAUCCCCAUGAUGACCAAGAACAUGUUGCUGAACAAUAUGAUCACCAAGGAUUUUUACAAAUGCAGGACACUGCCGACUCCACUCCUUCAACCCUGGACCAGGGAGCCCAGGCCGUCGUCGCCACCCGUGCCGCAUUGGCCGAUGACUCGGCGCCCGCACCAGCUCCGCCCCGAGUGGAGACCAGCGAAAACCAAGCCGUGGAGACGCGCCUGCAAAUCUCGACCGGCCUAUGGAGCCCCGGUGAAUCACCCGAAAAUAAGACUUUGUCUUCACCUCGCUCGGCAGAAACAAAAGGUCUCUUUGUCCUGGGCCGUGAGUCGACGUCCGACAACCGCACCACCGAGCAGGAGCCGGCCGCCGUCAACAUGCACCGCACACCCCAGGGUAAGGCUGCCGACUCAUGGAGGCCGUUGGAUCGGCUCAUGUCCGACAGCCUCUGGACGCCCGAAGCCGCUGCCGCUAAGGGCGUUAGCAGACAGGUGUUCCAGCACUGGAUCACUCUGAGCCUAGCGGCCAAUGCCCAGGUCGACAAGGCUGAGGCUGCACGUCUGCCUCGUCCUCAGGCUACCCCCGCGGAUCUGAAGGAGGCUCUCAUCGCCAGCGGUUAUCCCCUCAAUAUCAACAAGACCGUCAGCGGCCGCAUCACCGCCACCCCUGCCGACUGGGCUGCUGCCCUUGAGGAGGCCAUCCAGGCUUCCAUCAUCAAGUCUGCCGGCCCGGUCUUCAACUCGGCCAUCCGUCACCCCGUCUUCGCCGGCUCAUCCCUCACCACCACCUCCGAGUGGUUCCACCCCGCCGCCACAGGCUACACCUACGACGCCGCCUGUGUCCACCCCGUCUUCUUCGGCUCUCUCGCCAUCACCUGCCCCGAGGAGUCCGUCCACCCGGCCAUGUCCGCCUACGCUCACAAGAAGCUUCGUCGUCAUCAGCGCUCGGGCUCGUCCGCUUCCAGAUCUCACUCCCGCUCUGCCAGCACUUCCUCCACCACCUCCCGCAAGAACAGCCGCAGCCACUCCAGCAGCAGCGGCAAGAAGCGGAGGGAGUCCAUCAUCGCUCAGAUCCAUGCCAUCGAGGCGGAGAUGGGUCUCAUCCCCGAGGAAUCUGCCGUCGUGCCUGACGUCCCGGAGGUCCCGUCACUUGAUGAGAUCGAAGCCUCUCGCAAGGCCAAGAUCCAAGCCCAGAUCGAAGCUCUGGAGCAAGAGAAGUUGUUCGCUCAGCAGGUCGCCCGCGAAAGCUCCGUGGCUAGGCGUCGCGGUAGCUCCAGCGUGUCUCAUGCCACCACCGCCAGCGGCACCACCAACUCGGAAAACGACGGCCCCGCUUCCAUGGACUCCUUUCCCCUGAGCCAGCGUCCCUCCACGGCCACUAGCGUUGACUUGGAGCAUGAUCAGGAGGAGAAGUCCAUCGACGUCCCCGAACUCACCAUCUCCUCCCCCUCCCCCAGCACCCCCAGCCAAGCCGACAACGGCCUCUGGACAGCCCCCUCCCCCCUCCCCCAACCCACCCCCUCGCCAAUCCCCACCCUCUGGACUUCUCCCCCCUCCCCCGCUUCUCCUUUUGAGUCGUACGAAGACUCUCUCCCCUCGCCAAAGCUCCUUUGGCAACCCAAGGCCGGCAAACCCGAAAUCAUCGCUAAGACCGAUGAGGAUCGCGAGGCGCAUGAGCGCAGGGCGAUGGGACGUAAGGGUCUGUUGACUAUGCAGAGGAAGGCGGAGAUUCUGGAGCAGAUUCAGGCGUUGGAGAACGGGGAUGUUACUGCUGUGAAGGGUCUUUGGACUAAGACUGAGGUGGUCAAGGUUGAGAGGGAUUGGAUGGCCACGCAGUUGAGUGGUGAGCUGUCACCUUAGUGCUGUGAUGGCUGUGAUGGCUGUGUGAUGAUGGAAUGAAAUGGCUGGCUUGGCUUGUUGAUUUGGUGUUAUUGUUGUUGCGGAAACGGCACCGGGCC